UCAAACUUCACCCACCAAAAAGACAAGAACUUGUGUCCCAGCGCGGAUGCUGUCUCAUCAAUCCAUAACCAAAACCUUAGUCCGAGAGCCACAUAAUAAUGACCAGGUUCUCCUCUCGUCAUAGUACAAGUCCUUUCAUCUGGUGUUUAGCCAUCAUCUGUGCCAUCAUCUCUGUUGCUGUGAUCAUUGGUGGCAUUGCAAUCUUCGCUGGUUACAUGGUCAUUCAUCCUAGAGUUCCCAUCCUUAGCGUCGAGUAUGCUCACCUCGACCUCUUGAAGUAUGAUAUAGUUGGAGUCAUGCAGACGCAGAUAACGAUUGUGAUACGUGCAGAGAAUGAUAAUGGUAAGGCUCAUGCCCUGUUUGAUGAAACCAAUUUCAAGCUAAGCUAUGAAGGUAGAACCAUCGCGUAUUUAAGACAGGGAGAGUUUGAAGUUGAUAAAGAGAAAACAUUGUCUUCUCAUUACGUGGUUCAGUCGUAUCCGAUACCAUUGACUCCAACCAUGAUUCAAGCCACAGACUAUGCGGUUAAACAAGAUGUGAUUACUUUCGAGCUCAAAGGUGGGUCAAAGGCUCGAUGGCGAGUCGGGCCAAUAGGAUCGGUUAAGUUCGAAUGUAACCUUAGCUGUGAGCUUAGGUUUAGACCCUCUGAUCAUAAUUACAUCCCACAAUCUCAUUGCACUUCUGCUCACAAGCAUUAGGGCUCUUGUACGUAGUCUUGUCUCUCAUUUGAUUUUUCUUUCUUUAACUUGGUUAGUUUUAUAUGUUUUUAUUUUUGGGGUUGAUUUUUAAUUGUUCUACAAUAAUUGCAACAACUAGUAUAUAUUAUUCAUAAUACUAUCAAAUGAGAAGAUGAAAGAAAAUCAAGAUAUUCAGAGUUUUUCUCUUCUAUUCGACUAGAAUUUCUUCUAUAUAUAUGACGAAAAGUUUAUUUUUCAUUCUAAAACAGAAAGUUGCUUUUGCCGAAACUUCUGUUUUUGCGUGUAACUGUGGAAGGCAUAAUCAUUUACUUAUUAACCA
Messenger RNA from Brassica rapa (field mustard), 1017 nucleotides. RefSeq lists its product as uncharacterized. Gene Ontology annotation, cellular component: plasma membrane. NCBI's taxonomy places the organism in Eukaryota, Viridiplantae, Streptophyta, Magnoliopsida, Brassicales, Brassicaceae. Gene Ontology annotation, biological process: defense response to other organism. The record is from RefSeq and is a predicted model, not a curated record.